CAGAGGUGAGAGACAUGGUGUCGUCACCACUGCACAAUGCUGGGUAAAUGUUUCAUAUUUGUUCGACCUCCUGACUCACCAGUGUGUUUGUUCAUCCACAGAGGUCUGGGAUCAGACGUCAAGUGGACCAACCUUAACCCACAGAAGAUCCUGGACAAUAUGAGAGCGUUUGAGAGAUAUGAGAGUGUCUUCCCUUUCUCCUCCUUCGCUGCCUUUAUGAAGAGGGCUGGCAUCACCACAGCCUACCAGGAGAAGCCGUGUUUGGAUCCCACUGACCCGCUGUGUCCGGAUUCAGCACCCAACAAACACUCUAAACAGCCGCCGGACGUCGGGGCGGAGUUGACUGGAGGUUGUUACGGCUUCGCUGGCAACUAUAUGCACUGGCCGGAGGACCUAGUUGUCGGCGCCACCACCACCAACAAGACAGGUCACAUUGUCAGGGCUGAGGCACUGCAGAGUAUGGUGCAGCUGAUGGGAGCCAAGAACAUGUACGAGUACUGGCUGGACCACUACCGGCUGCACCACGUCGACUGGUCGCAGGAGAAGGCUGAGCUCAUCCUGCGCGAGUGGCAGAAUAAGUUUACGCAGGAGGUGGUGAAGGAGACACAGCGGCUACACAACGAGACUAGAGCCUACCACCACCUGCCCUUCUCCAGCGCCGCUCUCGACCACCUCCUCAGGGACUUCUCAGAGGUGCCCGCCUCCAGGGUCGCCCUCGGCUACGUCUUCAUGGUGGUGUACGCCUGCGUCUCCCUGACGCAUCUCUCUGACUCGGUGAGGUCAGCAGGAGGCCUGGGUCUGGCUGGGGUGCUGCUGGUGGCCGUGACAGUGGCUGCUGGCCUGGGCUUCUGCGCCCUCUUGGGUCUUGCCUUCAACGCCUCCACCACGCAGGUGCUGCCCUUCCUGGCUCUCGGGCUGGGCGUCGAUGACAUGUUCCUCCUGGCGCACACCUUCGUCCAGACCGCUGACAACACCCUUAUCCCCUACCAGGUGAGUCGCGGAGUCCCAUCUUUAUGUUUCAGAAGACUUGUCCAGGUGUCACCUUCCCCUUAUCACCAAGAUACUCCUUGUACUGCUAGUCCUCGAAAGUGGAAUCAAGUGUAUUACGAAGAAGAAGAAGAAGAACAUAAGAACGAAGGAACAUGCAGAAGCCCAAUGGUCCCACAUGCGAGGCAGGUCCAAAUCCGGCUGGUCGAUGCAGAGGGCAUCAUCAACCCAAAGGCAUUCUAUAACUACUUGACGGCUUGGGUGAGCAACGAUGCUCUAGCCUACAGCGCCUCGCAGGCUGACCUGCGACCUGAGCCCAGACACUGGUCUCAUGACAGAUACGACCGUGGCCUGAAGAUACCCAAAAGUCAACCACUGGUGUACACCCAGCUGCCAUUCUACCUGCACCAGCUGGGCGACACUGACACCAUCACCAACAUGAUCAACCAGGUGCGCACCAUCUGCCGCAGGUUCCAGGAGAAGGGGCUACCCAACUUCCCCACAGGAGUACCCUUCACAUUCUGGGAGCAAUAUAUAAAGCUCAGAUUCUACCUGGUGCUGGCGCUGCUGGCGGUGCUAACGGCGGUGUUCCUGGUGCUGUCGGUGGUGCUGAUGAACGUGUGGGCGGCGGCACUGGUGGUGCUGCUGCUUGCCACACUGGUGCUUCAGCUGUUCGGAGUGCUGGGCGUGGUGGGCGUGAAGCUGUCUGCUGUGCCCGCCGUGCUGCUCAUCGUCAGCGUGGGCGUGGGCGUGGAGUUCUGCGUGCACGUGACCGUGGGCUUCCUGACGGCGGUGGGCGGCAGGGAUCGGCGGGUGAUCCUGGCCGUGCAGCACAUGGCAGCUCCCGUGCUGCAUGGUGCAGCAUCCACUCUCCUAGCAUCCAUCAUGCUGCUCUUCUCGGAGUUUGAGUUUAUCAGAAGAUAUUUCUUCUUCGUGUUGCUGGCGCUGACGGUGCUGGGGGUGCUGGACGGCUUAGUCUUCCUGCCGGUGCUGCUCUCCCUGGUGGGUCCUCCUGCAGAAGUGGUGCCCCGCAAUCACCCAGAUCGCCUCCCGACGCCCACGCCGCCACCCUCGCCUCAGCCCGUCCACGCCCACUCCCACAGCGGAUCGUCCCGCCGGAGCUCGGGUCGGGGCGCCUCUGGCGGGAGGAGUUGUCGCCGCUCGAGUAGUGGAGGUGGAGGAGGGUCGUCCCUCUACCCGCGCCUCCACGGCUCUAACCUCUCCCUCACCACCAUCACGGAGGAACCCUCGUCGUCCACGCGGUCGUCGCAGUCGCUCAGGUCGUCACACGAGAUCGUGGUGGAGCCCCAGGUCGUGGUGGAGACGACGACUUCACCGUCGACGACCUACCCGGGGGAGGGCCACCACGACCACCACGUCACUACCAAAGUGACAGCCACAGCCAAGGUCAAGGUGGAGCUACACACGCCUCUCCCUGGAGCUGUUGAGCCGACCUACCGCAGCAGCAGCAGCAGCAGCAGCAGCAGUAGCAACAACAACAGCGGCACCAGACGCAGCAGUCAGCGGAGUGGUAACAGCAGAAGUGGGUACGGAGGGGCGGCCAGUAACACCGCCUCGGCGUCUCUCACCUCCAGCUCCUCCUCCAGUGGUGGUGGUGCAGCCACUUCCUCCUCCACCUCGUCCUCCAAAGGAUCUUCAGACGUGGAUGAGGACACUUUCCCCAAGUGAAGGUGUGCUUCCGCCUCGUCCGUAUGGUGCUACCGGGCCCUCCAGCAGGAAGCCUAAGCCAAAAUCAAACCAGUCGAACCUCAGUUACUCCACUCGUCAAAGAAACUGCUUCUGUGCCUGCCAGCGCCUUCUCGUGGGAGGUGAAGUACUGUGACCUCUUCUGUCCUCACUGAACGAAUGGUUCCCACUAAGUCAUCAGUAGAUUUGAUCUUACACGCUGAGACAGACGGAUGCCUUCAGCCUCACCUACCUCCUGACCUGGAAUCCUCACCUCUUCGAGGUCCACGUUUGAUAUCAGAUGAUGAAGUGAUCAUGAAGUGACCGAUGCUCACCUCACCUCUCCCAUUAAAGAUGUGCUACGUUGUGUUGCAGAUGGCGCUCCAGUUUGCAAGACGAGCCACGUUCAUGAUGACGAAGUAUCUGAGACAUUUUGUCAUUCCUCGACAUGCUUGUCCACCAUUGUUGUGGAGUACAGUGUUGCAGGGAUCAAGCAGCCUCCCAGACCUACAUAUUCAACUGCCAAUUAUAUGAUUCCUUAAUUCCGUAACAAGGAGGUGUGUCAUAACAGUAUUAAGACAAAAUAAUGAACUUUUUUCCCUCUCAUUUAAUGUCCGCUCUGUUGUACUGUAUAGUUACACAAAGACUGAAGUUUACAAGACUCGUCUCUGUAUUUAUUACCUUAUGUUUUAAUUCUGGGAAAUUGUGUUUGCCUUUUAUUUUGUUUUUAUUUGUUAUAGGCAAGAACUGCAGUUGCGUUGUUAUUCAAAUGGUCAGUAUUUGUGGAAAGUGUUCAGUGAAGUACCUGUUUCUUUGCUCCCAUAAGAUGUUCGAUGUAUAAAAAUUUUUAUUUAUGGAAGUGAAGUUUUCAUAGAACGAAGUUGAAUAAGACGACGGUGGUGUGAACUGCCUCCUAUCUGUCACCUGCUGAACAAAAUUUGAAGACUUUCUGGUCACCAACCUGACGUGGACAAAGACAGUGUCAGAGAAGUGAUAGUGUUUUUCUUCUCAGUGCUACGUGUGUUGAAAUGAAGUAUAGACAAUAAGUGUUCGCACAUGUCCGCUAGCACGUAGUAUGUUGUGAGUCACUUGUCUCGAUCACCUACCGCAGUGACCCCAUGAACGCUGACUGACCCUCUGCAGAUUAGAACACCUUUUUGGUUUGUGUGCAACACUUGAAGACGUGAAGUGCAGUGUGACUCAGUGGCACGAAGCUAUCAAUUUAUACCUCAGUACUGUAAGAGGACACUAGAUGUGCGUAGCUCAUCUCGCAAGGCCAGUGGAUAUAUACAAUUGAGAUUAUUUAAUUUUUAUCACGUCUUGGAGAUGAGUCACGCAGUUCUCCCCUUCCUCAGCUCUUAUGCCGUACGAGAUCCUCCUGCAGGAAUGGUCGUGGGGCGUGCGGGCGUGUACAGUCAGACGUGGGCAGCCAAGGACCAUAGCGGGUGUGGUGUAACGUCCAUCGGGGCCACUACCAGCCGGAACACAUUCCCAGCCCUGACCACACCUCCCAUGCACAUACCAGAGUCUGCCUUAAAGUAUCCCUAGAGAGCCAUCCUUGUUAAUACUCAAAGUUGGUAUUGGAGAAGAUAACCAGUUACUUUGUAGCUUUUGGCUGCCAUGCAAAUUUACCAUCAGACACACUAUAUUAGUCAUGCGAGUGAAAAAUGUGCGUAUAUUGUUGGCUAUUGUACAAAAAAAAACCCGCCAUAUUAUAAGUGAGACUAAUACUUAUAUUGGUGUUGUGAAGAUUUAAACACAGCUCUCUCUCCCGCCUGGGCGUUAAUAUUGAUAGGUUGUCCUCCAUCAGAAUUAAGAAGUGUGUGUGGUAUGUGUGUUGGGAGGUUUGUGUGCUGUGGUUUGUGAUGUGUCAGUGCUGUCACUUGUGCAUGUAUGUGUGCCUCUUAAAUGAAAAAUAUUGUGUGUAUCGUUUCAUUAAAUUAUUGUACAAUAAAGUUUAGCACCCACAGUGUGAGUCAGUGUCAUUAUCUGUGAAGAGUUUCACUGAUGUGUGUACGUGUGUGUAGAGUAUGUUAUGUACGUGCGGACAAGGAGUGGUGGCUGGUUAGGUAGGUUAAUUUACUGGUUAAAUUUUUUUUAUGUAUCUCAGAUGUGUUUGUUUAUUUUUGUAAUGAUCUUGUGGUUGGUAUUGUAUUAUUUAUCGUAGUAUAUAUUAUAUCGUGAUGAGCUGCCAGGUGGGCCUGGCUUCAAGUGUGUGUAGGAGGCCAGGAAAAGUAACAAGAUGCACCUCAGGACUAGGUUAGCUACAGUAUCCACUCCCACCUCUCACACCUUCGAAAUUUUGCUUGCAGUGGAAAUAACUGACACCAGGUUUCUCGAAAGCGAGAGAAAAAAAAAUCUUCAAAUUUUACCUCUUUCAUUAUGUUUUGACCUAUACCGGGACUCAGAGUGAAGUCAUAUUGUUGGGCCUUAUUGAGUUGAAAGGUGUAUGUUUUAGUGGCCCUUAACAGCCCUCCAGUAACAACUCCUCCAGUAACAACCCCUAUAGUAACAACCUCUCCAGUGAUAACCUCUCCAUUAACAACCCCAUCAGUAGCAACCCCACCAGUAACAACCCCUCAAGUAAUAACACCUCCAGUAACAACCCUACUAGUAACAACCCCUCAAUAACAACCCCCUCAGUAGCAAUCAUCCAAUAACAACCCCUCCAGUAACAACUCAGUAACAACCACCAGUAACAACCCCCAGUAACAACCCUCAACCUCCAGUAACAGCCAUCCCAGUAACAACCCCCAGUACCAACCCUCCCAAUAACAACCCCAGUAACAACCCCUAGUAACAACCCUCAUUAGCAACCCUCAGUAACCCCCAGUAACAACCCUUCCAGUAUCAAUCCUCCCAGUAACAACUCCCAGUACCAAGCCCAGUAACAAACCCGAGUACCAACCGCAGUAAACAACCCCAAGUAACAACCCCUGAUAACCUUCCCAGUAAUAACCCCCAGUAAAAAACCCUCCCAGUAACAACCCUCUAGUAACCCCAGUAACAACCCCCGGUAACAACCCUCCCAGUAACAAUCCUCUAGUAACAACCCCCAGUAACAACCUCAGUAACAACCCUCAACAGCCUCCAGUAACAGCCAUCCCAGUAAUAACCCUACAGUAACAACCCUACAGUAACAACCCCAGUGACAACCUCAGUAACAACCCCCAGUAACAACCCGUUCCCAGUAACAACCCCCAAUGACAACCCCCAGUAACAACCCCCAGUAACAAACCCCCAGUAACAACCUACCCCCAGUAACAAACCCCAGUAACAACCCCCUGUAACAAACCCCUAUAAACCCGUCCCCAGUAACAACCCCAGUGACAACCCCCAGUAACAACCCCCAGUAA
This is a messenger RNA of Cherax quadricarinatus, 6029 nucleotides long. NCBI's taxonomy places the organism in Eukaryota, Metazoa, Arthropoda, Malacostraca, Decapoda, Parastacidae. The record is from RefSeq and is a predicted model, not a curated record.